AUGAAGAGAGAUCGUUACAGCCAGGACAGAGACCUCCUUCCAUCCCGUGGAGGCCGUGACCGCCGCUUCGAAGAACUUCCACUCAGCGAUCGCUCGCGCGACAGAAAGAGAUCUAGGGAAAGAUCUCCCGUGAGAGACCGUAGAGAUCGCAGUAGGGAUAGACCCCGUGAUUCGCGCAACCACCGUGACGACUCGCGCGAUAGAAAGCGUCCUAAGCGCACCGACUCGAUCGAAUCAAGAAGCCGAACCGCACGCGACGAUGGUCGAGGCACUACUUCGACCCCGAAACCUGAUACACCCGCCUCGGCCCAUGUCGCUGACAAGGCUGCAGAAGAGGAACGAAAGAAGCUCGAGCGUCAGGCAAAGGUUGAGGCCUGGAAGAAAAAGCAGGGAGAGAAGAAGAAGCUGCCACAAUUCCCCGCCACUCCUGCUACCCCUGCACACGCUGCUACUCCUACUGACACAGCUGCAUCUUCGCCCAAAUCCGUGUCUCAAGACGAACCUCAGAAGGGCUUUGCUGGCGGCAAGUUUGACCCCAAGGCUAUCGCAAAAAAGGCGGCGGCUGCCACGGCCAAGCUUUCGGCGCUUGGGAGCGAUGUUUCUAUACCCGGGAAGUCCAAGACUGCCGCUCUUGCGGCUCCUCUUACUGCCAACAAAGCGGCUGACUUUAGCAAGAAACCUUUUACCAGUCAAUCAAAGGGUAAAUCGUCCUUCCCUGCCUUCUCCGUCUCUCUAGACUCGACUGACCUGGCUACAGCAAACGCAGCAACUGCGUCAGAUGCCCUCAANAAAGGCUUCGGUCUGACAGCGUCGCCUGCCGAAGAAAAGUCGACUCCCCAGCCGGCACCCGCCAUAGACAUGGACGACGAGCAAGUCGAACGUCGCAAGUUAGAGAAGCUUCCUACACCCGAUCUUGAAGAUGCUGGGGAUGCUGCGCUUGCUAACCCGAAUGAUACUCAUGAUGACGAUGGUGAUGUCGACAUCGCUGAUGCAGGAUCCGAUCAAGAUAUUGACUCUGCUGCACGCCUUGCUGCAGAGAGACGUGCUGCUCAAGCCGCCGAGACCUCUGUAGAUGACGACGACGACGACGACGCCGCCAUGGAAGGUGUUCAGACCUCCCAACCCGCCAAUGCGGCCGAAGAAGACGAUAUUGAUCCGCUUGAUGCUUUCAUGAAUGACCUAGCAGAGGAAGCCCCUAAGCCUACUCGCAAGUUCACAAAGACUAAGAUUCGCGAAGCUGAAGAUGUCUUUGGUGACCAAGACGGUGCCGAUUUGGAUGCAAUGGGAGAAGAUGCUGAUGACAUUCUUGCCCAGGUGGCCCAGAAGAANAAGAAAAAGGAGAUUCCCAACCUCGACCAUUCCAAGAUUGAUUAUGAGCCAUUCCGCAAGGCCUUCUACACCGAACCUCUUGAAGUUGGCCAGAUGACCGACGAGGAAGUCAGAGACUUGCGCUUCAAACUCGACGAUAUCAAAGUACAAGGCUCAAAGGUACCUCGACCUGCACUGAAGUUUGCUCAGUUUGGCCUCGGUACCCAGGUUCUGGAUGUUAUUCGUGAUCUCGGAUUUGAGAUGCCUACACCUAUCCAGUCUCAGACCAUCCCUGCUAUCAUGUCUGGACGCGAUGUCAUUGGUGUGGCCAAGACGGGUUCAGGCAAAACUGUCGCUUUCUUGCUACCCAUGUUCCGUCACAUCAAGGACCAACGUCCUCUAGAAAAUAUGGACGGUCCGGUCGGUCUGAUCAUGGCUCCAACGCGUGAGCUUGCAGUCCAGAUUCAUCGCGAGUGUAAACCUUACCUCAAGGUCUUGAAUCUACGCGCUGUGUGUUGUUAUGGUGGUGCACCCAUCAAGGACCAGAUCGCAGAGCUCAAGAAAGGUGCUGAGAUUAUUGUUGCAACUCCUGGUCGCCUCGUUGACCUUCUUGCCGCCAACUCUGGACGAGUCACCAACCUGCGCCGCGUCACCUAUGUCGUGCUUGAUGAAGCUGAUCGCAUGUUUGACAUGGGUUUCGAGCCUCAGGUCGUCAAAGUCCUCACCAACAUCCGUCCCGAUCAUCAGACAGUUCUCUUCUCAGCCACCUUCCCACGUACCAUGGAAUCGCUUGCUCGCAAAGUCGUACACAAGCCUGUUCAGAUCACUGUUGGUGGUCGUAGCACAGUUGCCGAUACCAUCACUCAAAAGAUCGAAGUGCGACCCGAAACCACUAAGAUGUAUCGUACACUUGAGGCUCUAGGUGAACUGUUUGAGAAUGAUGAGGACGCACGUGCUUUGAUCUUCGUCGAGCGACAAGAGUCGGCAGACGAUAUGAUGAUUCAACUCCAGCAGAAAGGAUAUCCUGCCGUUUCGAUCCAUGGUGGAAGGGAACAGAUUGAUCGUGACUCUGCCAUCCAGGACUUCAAGAGUGGUGUCAUCCCUGUGAUGGUUGCAACAUCUGUCGCCGCUCGCGGUCUAGACGUCAAGCAGCUCAAACUCGUCAUCAACUACGAUUCACCCAACCAUCUCGAGGAUUAUGUCCACCGCUCCGGACGUACUGGUCGCGCUGGUGANAAGGGUACAGCCAUCACCUUUGUAACUCCUGAGCAAUCCAAAUACUCAGUAGAUUUGGUGAAGGCAUUGAAGAUGAGUAACCAGCCAGUACCAGAAGACCUCCAGAAGAUGUCUACAGAGUUCCUCGAACGCGUUAAGGCAGGCAAGGAGAAGGGAGCCGCUAUCGGUUUCGGUGGCAGAGGUAUUGAGCGCUUCGAAGAACAGCGUGCAGCCGAACGCCAGCGUGAACGCAAGGCUCACAAACUCGAAGGCGAAGAGGAAGAAGAGGAAGAAGAAGACAAGAAGAAAGCACCCGAGGAGAAGAUCAAUGUUGUCAAGAAUACUGGUUCGCCUGCGCCUACGAACGCAAAUGUUCCUGGUGUUCCUGCACACAUUGACCUCAAUGCCGAUAUCAAGGUUCACAAGACUGAGACACCUGCACCUACAAGCAAUCGUCCUCUGGAUCGUGUUGCGGCUGCUGCUGCGAACAUCAACUCUCGCCUUGGUGCACGCAAUGCCACGCGCCCCGGUGUUCCGAUCGAUAACAAGGGACCUGAUGCUGGUGCCUACCACGCGACGCUUGAGAUCAAUGACUUCCCUCAGAAGGCACGCUGGGCCGUCACCAACCGUACAAACGUGGCCAAGAUUCUCGAGUCUACUGGAGUGUCUAUCACUUCGAAGGGUAACUUCUAUGCUGCCGGAAAAGACCCUGGUCCUACCGAUGCUCCCAAACUUUAUAUCCUUGUCGAAGGUGACACCGAGCUGCAAGUCACCCAGGCCAUGCGCGACUUGCAGCGUUUGUUGAAGGAAGGAACGAUCGCAGCCGCCGACAGCGAGGCCCGCGCGCCUACCACUGGUCGUUACACUGUCACUUGA
This is a messenger RNA of Aureobasidium vineae, 3399 nucleotides long. NCBI's taxonomy places the organism in Eukaryota, Fungi, Ascomycota, Dothideomycetes, Dothideales, Saccotheciaceae. The record is from the annotation of a GenBank genome assembly.